AUGUCUUGCGCUCCCUCCGACUACGAAACGGCCCACGGCUCGCCCAAAGACGCGUCCCGCCCGGAACCCACCCCCGACUCCGCCAGCGACGUCACCUGCUGUGUUGCCGCCAGCACCCCCCACAAGCGCGUUGCGUUGCAUCUUCCCUCGUUGCGCGGGUCGAUUCUUCCCCCCAGCGCGUUCACCGUCACCAUCGAAAACCCGCGUCUACAAGCGUCGCAAAACUUUUGUCUGUUGUUGUGGCUCAUGAACGGCGGCGCCGCGUUGUCGUACGAGCUCUGCGUCGCGGAAGCGCCGUUCCGGCUGUUCAAGGACCGCGCACGAAAGUUUGCAAUCAGAUAUCAGAACUACCUCGACGUGUCGACGCCCACAGGCCACGGCGAGCACACGCUCACCGACGAUCACCCCGGCUACACUGUGUCUGUGUUUCCUCAAAUCUUGCAAUGCACCGCGCUCGACCGGUUCCGAAUGGAUACUCUUUUGCCCGCUUACGCGCGCCAGUUCCAACGGGUGUUUGAUUCCUACCAUGCUCGCUCGUUUCCUGCGAAAGCGCUGUAUCUGCGAGCUAACGUGUCGCGUCUGUUGCAAGGCUACGUGAACGACACACUCUACGACGUGGCUUGCAAAUGGACGAGCUGGGCCAAGAUUGUUGAUGAGCCUGCGAACGCCAACAUGUUUCAGUUGCUUCUGAGCGAGUUCUGGACGUCGUAUUUCGUCGUGCAAGUCGACGGUUCGCUGCCGCAAUUCGCACGUCGCGUGGACGGCGACGGCCAUCGCGUGGACGGCGACAGCGAUGGCUGCAGGCGAAACCGCCACAACUGCGCAAACUACAAGGACUCCCCCAUCGCAAGUUGUGCACGACCGGCCCUGCGCUACGGAGUCUGGGUCGACACAUCCAACGGGAUUCUGCUUUUUUGCAACUCACAGCUUGACUCGCGCACGCACGCGACUCCCACGUUGGGACUCGCUCUGGACCCCAAGGCCACCGAGUCUACGGUGCUCAAAUUGCUCUUGUUCGUCAAUCUGUGCAUAUUGGAGUGUUGCUCUUCAGAGCUCCGAUAG
Molecule: messenger RNA, 1062 nt
Organism: Lachancea fermentati
Lineage: Eukaryota; Fungi; Ascomycota; Saccharomycetes; Saccharomycetales; Saccharomycetaceae
Source: the annotation of a GenBank genome assembly